This is a messenger RNA of Bolinopsis microptera, 4152 nucleotides long. Its product is annotated as rho GTPase-activating protein 33-like. Gene Ontology annotation, molecular function: protein binding; GTPase activator activity; phosphatidylinositol binding. NCBI's taxonomy places the organism in Eukaryota, Metazoa, Ctenophora, Tentaculata, Lobata, Bolinopsidae. The coding region runs from base 82 to 3102 and encodes 1006 amino acids. The transcript has 22 exons. Gene Ontology annotation, biological process: small GTPase-mediated signal transduction. The record is from RefSeq and is a predicted model, not a curated record.
AAUUUAUUAACAUUUGUUAGCAGUAUCACAGAGAAUGUAACUGCAAGAUGAUUGUGCUAGUAGCAGAGGGCAGAUAACAAUAUGACUAACACUAAAGUAGCUGAAGGUGAUCAGAUACCUAGAAAACAAGUUGGAAAAGGUAGAAAGUUACACAGACUCUCUAUAGAUACUUAUCCAGGCAGAUCUCUUAUACAGCUGAAUAGGGAGUCAAGAGCAGAUGAGUGGGUCCAACUACCUCCAUCCCAUAUCAGGCACACCUGGAUCAGUGGUCCCAAGUUCCCCAAAUUAGAUGAGUGUACACAUUUCCACUACGACAGGGUAACACUACCAGACGACUUUACAGUUAGUUUGAGGACUGAACACGGGGAUCAUGAACUGCAGCUUAGUGGUGAAACCACCAUCACUGUAUUUUACAUACAUGUGACAUGUAACAAGACUUCGUGGACCAUUACCAGACGAUAUAGUGACGCUGUAACGUUUGACAUUCAACUUCACAGGUGUAUAUUUGACCGGAGAUAUAGUAUGCUGCCGACUCUCUCCAAAGAGAACGAUAUACCAGGACCACACAAGGAUGCGUUCGAGCAAUUGUCGUAUUAUUUCGAGCGUUUCACAAAGCUUGUAAGAGAGGCAAUCCAUCUCAAGUGCGGCAGUAUUCUCAAUUGGUUGGAGAUGGAUAACCGAGGACACCAUUUUCUGUGGCACGUGAACUCAGCAAUCAACGUUCCUGCCAUCGCUGUUGCUACCGUUACCAGAAACUACGUGAAACGUGAGGACGACGAGCUUGAACUUAGGGUUGGAGAUCUAGUAUCGAUAAUAGAUAUGCCUAACGCCAAGGAGUCUCCGUGGUGGCGUGGAAAACACUCAAAUAAGGUCGGGUUUUUCCCUUCAUCCUGUGUAGAGGUUAUUCCGGGCUCCAUCCACGACAACAACGUACGCAAACCACCUACCAGAGUCAACAUAAAGACAUGUGAUGUUGUUACUGACGGUACCCCCGACCCGGCCACCGGUCCGGAACAGGGAAUAAAGAAGAAGAAAAGACUGAAGAGCAGACUAGCUGUGCUGUUUGCUAGUAGACCUGACAGAGAUGCUCUCAGGCAAAAAGGAAUCCUGAGAGGCCGAGUAUUCGGAGCGCACCUCUCAGAGCACCUCUUUGACACGGACAUGAGCGUACCUCUGAUAGUACAAGUGUGCUGCAGUACAGUUGAGGAGUAUGGUGUCGUGGAGGGAGUGUACAGGAAACCUGGUAUAGUCUCCAAUGUUCAGCGCCUCAGACAAGAAUUUGACCACGACAACCCGCCGACCCGUAUACAGGAUGAGCGUUACAUCUUCGACAUCCACUGCGUAGCCUCACUCUGUAAGAUGUACUUCAGAGAGCUCCCAGAUCCACUUCUCACUUUCCAACUUUACGAUCACUUCGCUGAAGCUGUGUCGUUCCCGACAGUAGAGAUGAAGUUACAAGCAACGAGAAGAGUUGUGCAGCAACUACCUCCUUUCCACUACAGUACCUUAGCAUUCCUUGCCCGACAUCUCAGUACUCUGGCUGCUCAGUCCAGUAUACAUGGCAUGCACUCCCGGAACUUGGCUCUCGUGUGGGCACCUAAUCUACUCAAGCCUCAAACAAGUGACUCUGACGCGAGCGCGUUCACGGAGAUAAAGAUCCAGAGUGUGGUCCUACAGUUCCUGAUAGACCACGCUAAGCUGAUAUUCGCUGACGAGGAGCCCCAGGGGACCCCCAGCUCGGUUAGGUUCAGUGUGGGGAGUCAGAUAACAACCGGAAGUUGUACUUCCCCAGCCGAUAACAUGUCUCAGACUUCCUCUGUUCAGCUGGUUCACUUUGCAGGGAUUAGAGCUCAGAGGAGAAACGUUAAUAGGCUCAGUUUCCAUGACAGCGCGGCUGGCACAGAAACUCCAGAUAAGGAAGCAGAAGCAGGUGUGGUGAGAAGUAGGACUACAUCAGAUCUAACUCACGUGACCACUUCAACCACUGCCAACAAAUACCAGUAUCUCAUGAAGAUCCCACUAAUGGAGUUGGCAGAAGCGCAGCGCGCGCACGCAGUAAGCGAGGUAGACGUGCGCACUGCAACAGGAGACCCUGCUCACAAACCAGCGGGUUUGUUCCGGAGGAGGGAUAACAAGAAGAAGAAGGUUAACGGCACUGUCCGGUACUCCCAGGAGUUCAGACCUACUUCCUCACAUUGGGCCAGGAGUAUCCUCAACAAGUUCUCAAUCAAACGUUCCGCAAGCUACAGUCACCGUCCAGUGAUCUCGGGUCCUUGUGGUUUUGUUUCAGACCCCUACUCCACAGUUCUGAACGAUGCUCAGAGUCUGAUACCCGGGGUCGGGUUGGAGAGGACGGAGGCAGAACAUAACAGUGUCAGCAGCAAACUCAGUAGUUUUAAUGGCAGUGGGAACAACGUGUUGUUGCUAGGAAAUGUGACGAAAACAGACGCCAAUUCAGCUGUUGAUAAGUCAGAUUUUGUUAGUGAGUGGUGUAACGACACAAUAAAACAGUUCCUUGACGGCAAACCCCUCGCUUCUAUACAGCCUACCAAUGUCACGGAUAGAGCGUCAAUAGAUCUGGACACAGUAGGGGAGGUUAUAUCCAGCAACAAGAGAAGUUCCCAAUGUUGCACGGGUGAGGACUCCCCCGUAACCAUGAUAAAAACCCAACCUUCACCCCCUGCGAGGUGUGACUUAAGAAGAAGCAGAUCUCUUCCUCAUAAAAGAAGAAACAAGCGAAAUGAAGAUAUUGCUUACGCUCUAAGAGAGUUACAAACCGUGCAUUCAGGAGAAAAGAAUACGGAACAAGUUCGUCAAAAGUUUAACGCAAUAUUAGGGUACUCAACAAACUGGCAAAAUGAUCAGAACUCCAGCUCCAAGCGGUCUAGUGUGGAUCUAGAGGAUGAGCUGAACGAGGCCCGGCCUGCUAAACUCCCCCGCCCCCUGUCCUGUCCUUCUUAUGGAGCUGAAAACGUGACCCCUCUUAUCAGGAAAUCCCGGUCAUUCAGAAACUCCUCCGCUAACGUUCUCCUGAUCCAACAGCAGCGGUGCUCAUUGACUCUUAACACAAACUCUAACAAGUCACCUCAUCUCAUUGUUUGAUGUUUUAUAUUGUAUUAAGUUCCGAGUCCCUCUGAGGAUUCGGAGGGAUUGUGAAUUUUUGGUACUGUGUGCAACAUAGCAUUCCGGGUUUAAAUUCGACAUUGUUAACAUUUUUAGCAUCGUAAACAUUGUAAAGAUUUUAGUAUUAGGCUGUUGUAACCCGGGUUUUACCUGUAGGAGAUAUUAGCAAUUUUAGUUGAACCAAUUCAUCGUUUUUUAACGGACAGGUUUCAUUUCCCCCUUGAACCAUUUUUAUAUUGAUUCCUGUUUUGAAUAAUCAUUAAUCAUGAUGACAUAUUUCGAACCACAUCUUUUUCACGGAUACAGAGUUUGUAGGGUAAUCCAUGUGGUUCAAGAUUGAAUCGGAUGUUGUAACUAGAAUAUGAACAAUAGCCUCGGCGAUUUUCCUGCUUAGAUAUCCCUGAUUUCCUAAGUUAUUGGCAAGAGCGCUAAGGAUUCAAUCCAAUGGUUUUAGGCAUGCCUACUCCUAGAUUAUCCCUGUGAUUUUUCCACAAAUAGGGUACUGGCUCCUGCCUCCUGCACUAUUGGCAGACUUUGAUUGUUUUAGAAACUGUAAAGAAUGUCAUUGAUUUCUAAAUUGUCUAUCAUAUCUUCCGUUACCAUGGUUACGCACAACAGAUGUAAGUUUUUAAACGAAUUUCAUGUCUCAUUAUGUUGCCGACAUAUUUAUUUAUUAUUGAUAGGACCAUAUCCACAUAGAAUGGUUUUUACUGAAAGUUCACCUUUGUGUUGGUUUUUCACUCAACACCGGAUCUGUUAUAUUUUAAAUCAUGUGUGAGUUUUUUUGUAAUAUUUUCGAAUCAAUUUUCCGGCAAUCAUUUCAGGCGCGAAUUUCUUUAAAAUACGUGAUUUAUAUAAUAUACACUGUCUUUAAAUUCAAAACUUAAUAAUAUGAGAAUAAGUUGCUUACUAAACCGAAUAAUGCGAUUCUGUCAAUAGUUGUAACUUGAUUAAAUAGGCUAUUAAGUGAAUAUUAAAACAUAUUGUAUUGUAAAUUCUUACUGAGAUAAUUUUGAUUAAUUCUUUUUA